Messenger RNA from Lycium barbarum (goji berry), 16244 nucleotides. RefSeq lists its product as uncharacterized. NCBI's taxonomy places the organism in Eukaryota, Viridiplantae, Streptophyta, Magnoliopsida, Solanales, Solanaceae. The transcript has 3 exons. The coding region runs from base 3361 to 4443 and encodes 360 amino acids. The record is from RefSeq and is a predicted model, not a curated record.
UGACUUUUCUUUGUGAAAUCAGGGGAUUGGUAAUCCGAAUCGGAUAAGUUAACUUAUAAACCAAGAAUUCAUAAUCUAGUAUUACCUAUCGUCUUUUCCAACUUUAGAGUUGUCCCCUGUCCCCACUUGUUUAUCUUUCAAAGUCUAUUUUGAAGUGCCAUAUGAUGUUUGGGUAAUUAAAAAAAAAAAGAAAAAAAAAAGAGUACAUUUUGAAGGGUGAUUACAGAGUCCUUAAAACUCUGUUCUCCUUUUAUGAAGGAUUACUAAUACCAAAAAGUACGUUAUAUUUAAAAGAUGCAAAAAGGUGUAUUGUGUUGGAUACACUUCUGCUUUUUGCUUGAUAUAUAUAGUGUCCUUCAGAACGUGCUCCUAGCAUACUUCACUUCUCAUCUCUCAUAUUCUUUACUACAUUGUACAUCAUCUCUCCAUAUAGAAUCUUCCUUAGUAGACAUGAUUAAAGCCAAGUCUGUACUGGUUCUCUCAUUAUUAGCCGCUCUCUUGUCCCAAUACUACAAAACUUCAGCUUCUAAUGACAUUUCGCCGUCCACUUCCAAACCUUCACGCCAAAGUCCGCCACUGGGGAAAGAGGGGCAAAUAUGUUGCCCUAAAACUCUAGAUACUAACGUCCAGAUUAAAAGGAGAGCACGAAUCGUUCCUGUUACUCCAAAUACGGGUGCUCGCCCAACGCCAAGGAGAUCAUCGGCUAUUGCAAAACAUAUAUCUUCAUUUCAACUGUGUUUACCUCUAUUUUAUCUCCUUUCACUUAGUUUCUUCUUGCUCUAAGCAGCCAUGCUAGAGUAGACAUAUGGUGAAGGCCAACUUGCCGGACAACCAAAUAAAUGGAAUAAACAAAAAGAGAAGGCGAAAAAAAGGCAGUUGGUUCUAUCUUAUUAGGACGAUACAAAUGAGUUACUUUGUCUGUCAGUCUUUGUUAGCUUGAAUGGUUGUUCAUUUAUCCUCCUUUUGCUUUAGGAUAAAGCGUGGCUUAAUUUUCAAGGCAUGGAAGGAGCUGUUGAUUUUACUGUAAGUUGUAAUACAUGUUACAAGUCAAUUAACAGCUACUCUCUUGUAUGAGCAAAUGACAUUUAAUUUGUAAGAUGCUUGCCUUGCGCCUCUGCUUUUAGUCAAAUAUGCUAGUAAAUAGUAGCUAUAUUGGAAUUACUUAUGAUUUUGAAAUGUAUCUAAUUUCAGUUUUGGCACACAGAAUAAAUUUCCCUUUGGCCCACGUUUUGAACUCUUUGACCGAAAUGGAGCCAAAGAAUUACGAUUAAAAGUGAAACGAAUAGGUAUCAAAAUUAUAUAUUCUACAUUCUAUUAGAUUUGCUUAAUACAACUAAUGGCAUUUCUAGGGUAAAGAAAGGCUCAUAUAAAAAUCAUAAUUGUUGAACCAACGGUACUGGCACAUUGCCUUUCUCCCCUUGUACCUAGAAAAGUUGGCAUGAGAAGAAAAGUCAACUGUGGGUAUUAGUCUUGAGUUCUAGCCCCACUUAUGAAAAUAAUUUUGUUGAGAAUACUUUCUCUUUUAAUAGGCUUAUAUACAGAGGCGGAUCUAGAAUUUGAAGGUGUCGGGUGUCAUAAUUUUCAUCAAUGUAUAUCUUGUUAGAAACGUGUUGGGUCCGGUCCAUCUCUUUUUAGUUUAUUCGAUCAACUUAAUAGGCCUUUUUUUAUUUGCAAAUAUGAAAAUUACAUCUCAAAAAUUAAGAAACGAACAUAAAUAACAUUUUAAACAAGGAAUCACACCCAUUAACGACAAGGUAAAAUCAAGAUUUUCACCAAGAGACUUGCAUCUUUUAUGUAUAUUAAAAAAUGAACUGACACAAGUAAAAUAACAUCUUCAACAAGGGAAUUACACCAAUCAAAAUAAGAAAAAUAAUAGAAAAACUCUUCAAUAGGUAAUUACACCCCAUAAGUAAAUAAUACAAGUUCUAAAAAAUAAAUCAUAAAUUUCAUGUUUUUUCUAAGCAAUGCUUGUGAAAUUUCCAUCACAAUUUAAGUAGUAAAGUAAUUUAAAUUGAAUUUAACAAUUAUAGAAUAACACAAUUUUUUAUAAUACACUCCCUCCGUCCAUUUUAUUUGUCCACUAUACUAAAAAUAUAUAUCCACUUUUACUUGUAAGUUGUAUAGUUUGAAAAAUCAAGACAUAAUUUUCCAUUUUAUACCUAUUUUACCCUUAUUAUUAAGUACUCCAAUUCAUUUUUCAUUUUAUUUAUUACUUAUUAAGAGUGUCCCAAGUCAAAUAUAGACAAGUAAACAUGGACGUAGGGAGUAAUAAGCAAAAGAAAUUAUAAAAAAUAAAAAUAAAUUGAAUUUUGAUAUCAAUUCAAAAUUCCCAUUGAGACCCAAGUUUUUCGAUUUAAAUACUAACAUAUUUGAGAUUUUUAGAAAUGCUUAAUUUAAGGAAUUUUGAAGUUUCUAUUUGUAUGUUCUCGCUAGAGAUCAUAAACAAAAUAAUAGAAUAGAGGAAAGACAAUAUAAAUAAUAAAAAGAUAAAUAGAAAAUUGGGAGAGCCGAAAAAGGAAUUACUUGUACCACCCCGUACCUUUAACUUAAACUUUAAUCAUGAUCCUAGACUUAGAAAAUCAGAUAAAGAAUGUGAGAGUUAGAAUUUCUCUGUUCAGUUGUAAGAUAGUGGUUUACGCCCAUGAACAGUGACCGUAUUUCAGUUUACGCCCAUGAACAGUGAUCGUAAACUGAAACCAAGAAUUUCUGAACAUUCUGGAAUUUGACAUUUUGAUGUCACAUGGUUAAAAACGGACCGUAUUUCGAUUUAUGGCCCGUAUUUCAAAACGUAUUUGAAAUUUGGGAAAACUUCCUUGAUGAAAGUUGUAGAGCUUUGAAAUACCUUUCCAACGGUAUAUUAUGGGGGUCAAACGGACAUCUGUGCAAAGAGUUAUGGCCAUUUUACUGAAGAGAUGCAGUGUAGUCCGUAUUUCAGUUUACGGCCCGUAUUUCAAAAUACGGCCAGCACUGUUCAGGACGUAAACUGCAAUUUCACAGGACAGUAUAUAUUCGUCCAUAUCAGUUCAACUCAUUAUUUUUCAUUCCUUCAAACCCUAGAACGACCUCCUACUCUCCUCCAUCAUCAAGAACACCAAGGUAAGUCCACUCUAAUUAUUCCAACUCAAUUCUAGUACAUAUCCUUGUAAUCUAAACAAGAAAUCAUUCUUCCUAAUCUAGGGUUUUUCAAGAAAACCCAUCUCAAGGUUCAAGAAUCAAGAUUUAGGAAAUCUUCUCCAAAAAUUCAAGUCUUUAAUUCAAGUUUUGGAGCAAUUAAGGGGCCUGCACUUCACGGUGCAGAUACCGGUUUUCAGGAGCAUACACCUGCGCAGUAGGAUCACUUCAGUUAUCAACUUAUUGAAAAUGCCUUACAAAAGAAAGUACAAGAAGAGGAACACAACCACCAGCCAAAGGGCUACCGUGGAAGUAGCUCAUGAAGAGACCGUUCCGACUCAGGCAACAGCUCUAACCGCCCCUACCGUUACACCUCCUAGUGCUUCAGAUGGGGAUGUUAGGAGUGCUAUCAACAUGCUCACACAGCUGGUAGCAGCUCAGGCCCAACGUCAGGAAUCUGGGUCAAGUUCAGGAGGUAAUGGAGAGUCUUUUAAGACUAAGGACUUUCUUAGGAUGAAUCCCCCAGUCUUUACGGGGACAAAAAAAGAUGAGGACCUUCAGGACUACAUUGAUGCUCUCCAAAAGAUCUUCAGGAUUAUGACAGUUACAAAAAUCGAAGCAGCUACUUUUGGAGUUCAUCAACUACAGGGCAUUGCUAACACUUGGUAUGAAUCUUGGGAAUUAUCCCGAGGUGAGGAUGCACCUGAUGCUACAUGGGAUGAAUUUACAAGCGCAUUUUUGGACCAUUUCAUGCCAAUAGAAGUCAGAGAGGCUAAGGCUGAGCAAUUUCUGAAGCUUAAGCAGAAUGGCAGGUCAGUUCAGGACUACUAUUUGGAAUUUAUCAGUCUGGCUAAGCAUGCUCCACAUAUGGUACCGGAUAUGAGAGAAAAAGUGAGGAGGUUUGUUGGAGGACUUGAUCCUCAUUUGUAUGAUGGGGCCAACAUUGUUGCACAGAAUGGGGGAAUGACCAUCUCCAAGAUAGUUGCAUUCGUACAGGGUAAUGAGACAAGGCUAAAGGAGGAGGAAAGCUUGCAGAAAGAGAAAGACAAGGAGUUCAAUAAGAGAGUCAAGUCUACCGGACAGUUUAGCGGGAAUGGUAACAGGAAAUUCUUUAAGAACAGGUCAGCAGGACCUACUCCGUCCACGGCAAGUGCUUCAGUUUCCAAGUUCAGGAAAGAUAACCGUCAACAGAAUUUCAGGUCGUCAGGCUCUCAGUCUCAUGCCAGUGUGACCCAGAGUAACUUCACCAACCCGAUUUGUGCUAAGUGUGGGAAGAGGCAUCCUGGGGAGUGCCGCUCUUGUUAUAUCCCGCAUUUUUGCGUAUUUGGAUAAUUUAAGGUAAUGGCGGAAGGUCAAGAGCAAGACUAUAAUUUUGACCUUGAUUGGCAUACAAGUUGUUUAUGAAAAUUUUGAAGUGGGAAUAUUAAGAAAGGUCAAGGGCAUAAAGGAAAAUUCGCAAUAUGACUCGUGGAAUUAUGGAGGAAGACGAAGGGCAAAUUUGGAAUUUGGGAAUUAUUUUUCAUGAACAAAAAAAAAAAAAAAAGGAGAAAAGGUUGGGCUUGGAAUCAAUAAGCCACUUGGGCCAUCCAUAUGGGUGGGCUUAGGCCCAAUUAAAAGCUUAAUGGACAAGCUUUAAAAGAUGACUAAUUAAUCUUUAUUCUCAUAAUAUUUCCUAGAAACUUCAAGAAGUCUCAAGAAGAGAAGAAGGAGAAAAAAAUCUCCAAGGCCAUUUUCGGCCAAGUUCAAGAACAAAAAAAAAAAAAAAAACUUUUUUUUUCUUUCUUCAAAAAUCAUUUUCUACCAAGUGGAGGGUCCUUAACAAAGUAGAGUUGUUAUUGAAACAAGAAAAAACCCAUAAUCAUACAAGUUGCCAAUUUUAAUCAAGUGGAGAAGUGGAGAAAAAGGUAAGGUCUAACUCUUUUCUUAUAUGUUAUGGAUGAUUUUAUGUGUUGUAGCAUGUAAAAGUGGAUGAAAAUCAUGGAAGAGAAAAACCAUGUUGUGGCCGUGAGGUGUGAUAUAUGUGUGUGUGUGGAAAUCAUGUUUUAAUUAUUUUAUUUAGUGGAUAGUUGUGGUUAUAAAGAAUACUAUGUUAAUAAUGGAAGUUGGAUGAUUCUAGUGAAGUUGUAGCCAUGUGUGUAUGAUGUUGGCCGUGAGUUGUAUAUCACAUGUAUAGUCGUGUAUAUUUGGUGAAUUAUGAAGGAAUGGUGGGCAAGUUUUGAUUAGUAUGUUGGUUGUUGUGUUGUGGAUUCCAUAUUGCUAAUAAAAAGCUUAAUGAUCUUAGAGAAAUUAUGGUAGUUGGAGACUUGUGGUUGAAGUUUAUGUAAAUUGAAUAUUAUGUUCUUCCAUGUAUGGAAGAUAAUGAUAUUAGUAUGGUGUUGUUGGAAUAUAUAUUAUAAGGUUGUUAUUGCUUUUAUUGGAGUUGGAAGGUUUUGAAAGAAGUAGUAAAUUGAUUAAGUUGUUAUAAUGUAUCUUGGAUUGAAUAUGGAAAUUGUUAGUGUGGUUGUUGAAAUUAUGUUGAUAGUUUGGCCGGGUUGAAUUCCCGGGAUUGUUGUUGAUUGGAAUUGGCCAAGUUGAACUUGGUGGGAUGGAGUAUUUACAGGGGAAGUGCUGCCGAAAUUUCGGUAGCCAAGUAAUAUCUUAAGAUUCCAAUUCUAAAUGCUCUAACCAAAGUUUGGUAAAUGUGACCAAUUUGUAGAUUUCGGCGGAUUUGCAACUUGAAUUUGGAAUAGCAUAAGGAGCGGAAAGAGGUAUGUAAGGCUUCACCCUUCCUUCUAUGGCAUGUCUUAGGCAUACUAGGUUGGAUACGAGCCUCGGGGACAACUCCAUUCCCCGGAAUCCGCACCUAAAGUUUCCCCUUUUUCAUUCAGUAGAAUUGAAUUAGAAAUUGUGUAAAAUGUUGGAAAACCUUCCUAAACAUCUAGAACUUGCAUAAAUAUGACCCGACUACCUCAAGACCCCCACAAGUGACGUCAUGAAAUAUAAUGUGCGUAAAUUUGGUACGCCACCUCAUUUGACCCGAGGUGGGCCCAUUGUUCCCGGAUAUGCCCUAUUGCUCCGUUUGACUUAUUUUGGAGGAGAAUCCAAAGGAAACUUUUGAUCCUUGUUCCGAUUAUCAAACGAUAAGUACUGCACGAUUCUAAUGGAAAUAUGUAUAUGACGACCAUGAUAACGAUGAUGCUAAGGAAGAGAAUACGUCUAUGAUAAGUAUGACAAGAAUGAUUCUAUGACUAAGAGUCUUAAGCUAAGGACCCAAUAUGAAUAUGAAUAUGAAUAUGAAAGUAUCAAACUAGUUCUUGAUUUUAAUUCUAUUCCUUAGGUAUGAUACCAUCCUCUAAAGGUUCCGAAGCAGAUGAAUUGAUUUCUAUGACAUCCAUGAUUUCAUUCUAUGUUUCUUUUAACACUAUUCUCCAUUGGUAGUCUCGCCUUAAAAUACUCGUUCCUUCAAGGUGAGACAAAGCAAUCACGAUUGUUCCAUAACGUAAUCGGAGGUCACCGACCUUACGUCAAUCCGAUGGCUAUAUGAUUUUCUUUGGGCCCUCCUGCAUACUUAUAUGACAUAUGUAUAUGCGAUAUGAAUGUGUACAUGGGGUGGGGGAAAGGAUACAUGGGGAAUGGGAAGGGAAACAUGUUUCAUUGCCACCUGGUCAGCUGGCUUAUCAUCCUGGACGCGGGAUGCCCGGACGCGGGAUAUAUGGGCGAGCCGAUGUAUUUCGGUGCUAUGUGGGCGAGCCGACAUUGUUCGGUGCUAUGAUAUUACAUGAUAUACUAUGAUAUGCUAUGACAUGAUACGAUGUGAAAUAAGCUCUAUUUUCUAUGAAUAUGAAAAAGAAAUGUUUCCAAAAGACGGACAGGCAUGCAUGGUAUCCGGCCUGAAAAAAAAACAUUCCGAUGUACAGGUUACUUUCUCGUCUCAUUAUUUGUCCUAUGACCCUAUGAUAUUGAUAAUCAUACUCUAUGUUUCUGUUGUAUUAUCUUCCAUGCUUUACAUACUCGGUACACUAUUUGUACUGACGUCCCUUCUUGUGGACGCUGCGUUUCAUGCCGCGCAGGUCAGCAGGUAGACGGACCUGAUUCCUAGGAGUUCUAUCAGCAGUAAGUGGCAGCGCUCCAGUUGUCCCGGAGCCUCAGUCCCUUGGUACUAUUUUGUGUAUAUAUUCGGGCACGGCAGUACUCGGCCCUUCAUAUGUAUAUGUGUACUAUGUUUAGAGGCUCGUAGAUAGAUAUGUACAGUUAGAUGUUUUGUACUUUUAAUGGUCCUCGUUGUUGUAUAAAGUGCUAACCGAGUUUGUUAGCCUAUGUUUAUAACAUGCUACUAGUGUUAAUGGUAAGUAAAACAAAAAAAAAUAUGGUGCAGUUCAUACGACCCACUUAGUAAUAAGAAUAUGAUAUGAGAUAGGGGUGCUCGGUACAAGUAUCGGGUACCCGUCGCGGCCCUAGUUGGGUCGUGACAGCUCUGGAUCGAAUAUUUGCUAUGGGUGUGGCCAGCCGGGCCAUAUUCAACGCAAUUGCCCUUCAAUCAGACAGGGCACAGGAGGUAAUCGGACUCAGUCAGUAAAUUCAUCAAUUCCUCAUAAUAACCAGACUCAGGCAGGACGUGUACCAGCUAGAUCCGGUAACACAAGCGGUGGCCCAAAUCGUUUGUAUGCUUUGACCGAGCGCCAGGAUAUCGAUGCCCGUACUGAUGUUGUCACAGGUAUACUCACCGUUUUCAGUUUCGAUGUUUACGCUCUCAUGGACCCUGGAUCCACCCUAUCCUAUGUCACCCCUUAUGUUGCUAGGAAAUUUGGUAUUGAACCUGAAAAGCUAAAAGAACCUUUUGAAGUGUCAACUCCAGUUGGUGAGUCAGUCAUAGACCGACAUGUCUAUAAGGGCUGUCCAGUCAGAGUCUAUCACCAUGUUGUUCCAGCUGACCUAUGUGAGUUAGAAAUGGUAGAUUUUGAUGUAAUCAUGGGCAUGGACUGGUUAUAUUCAUGUUAUGCGUCAGUUGACUGUAGAACCAAAACUGUAAAUUUCAAGUUUCCUAAUGAGCCAGUCUUAGAGUGGAAGGGUAAUUCAGUGAGUCCUAAGGGCAGGUUUAUUUCUUACCUCAAGGCAAGAAAAAUGAUGUCUAAGGGCUAUAUCUAUCAUCUCGUUCGGGUUAGGGAUUCAGCUUCCCAGACCCCAACUCUUCAGACAGUCUCUGUUGUUAAUGAGUUUCCAGAAGUCUUUCCCGAAGAUCUCCCAGGAGUCCCUCCUGACAGGGAGAUUGAAUUUGGAAUUGAUCUACUUCCCGAUACUCAGCCAAUAUCUAUUCCGCCAUACAGAAUGGCUCCAGCUGAGUUAAAAUAGUUAAAAUCCAGUUGAAAGAUCUUCUUGAUAAGGGGUUUAUUAGGCCCAGUGUUUCGCCUUGGGGUGCGCCAGUCUUAUUUGUCCGAAAGAAGGAUGGUUCCUUACGUAUGUGUACAGACUACCGUCAGCUGAACAAGGUCACCAUUAAGAACAGGUACCCUAUUCCUAGAAUAGAUGACUUAUUUGAACAACUACAGGGUGCCCAAUGUUAUUCCAAGAAUGGCCUCAGAUCAGGCUAUCAUCAGUUGAAGGUUAAGGAAGUUGAUAUUCCGAAGACAGCUUUCAGAACCCGUUAUGGCCAUUUUGAAUUUCUUGUUAUGUCAUUUGGGUUGACAAAUGCGCCAGCUUCUUUCAUGGAUCUUAUGAACAGGGUCUUCAAGCCUUAUCUCGACUUAUUCGUCAUUGUCUUCAUUGAUGAUAUUUUGGUGUAUUCCCGUAAUGAGGCCGAUCAUGCAGAACAUCUCAGAAUAGUGUUGCAGACUCUUAAAGAUCACGAGCCUUUUGCAAAAUUCUCAAAGUGUGAGUUUUGGCUUAAAUCAGUGGCAUUCUUAGGCCAUGUGAUCUCAGGUGAAGGUGUUAAAGUUGAUUCUCAGAAAAUUGAUGCCGUAAGGAGUUGGCCCAGACCCACCUCAGUUUCUGAUAUAAGAAGUUUCUUGGGUCUGGCAGGCUAUUAUCGACGCUUCGUAGAAGGAUUUUAUUCUAUCUCUGCUCCAUUGACUAAGUUGACUCAGAAGAAAGUUAAGUUCCAAUGGUCAGAUGCUUGUGAGCGAAGCUUUGAAGAGUUGAAGAAGAGAUUGACUUCUGAUCCAGUUUUGAUGCUGCCAGAGGGAACUGAAGGGUUCGUGGUUUAUUGUGAUGCUUCAGGAGUUGGUCUCGGAUGUGUCUUGAUGCAGCAUGGUAAGGUUGUAGCUUAUGCAUCUCAUCAGCUCAAGGUUCACGAAAAGAAUUAUCCGACUCAUGACCUAGAGUUGGCAGCUGUAGUUUUUGCACUUAAGAUAUGGCGUCAUUAUUUGUAUGGAGCGCAUGUUGAUAUUUUCACAGAUCAUAAAAGCCUGCAGUAUAUCUUCAAGCAAAGGGAGCUGAAUCUUAGGCAAAAGAGAUGGCUAGAAUUGCUUAAGGAUUACGAUGUGGAUAUUCUUUAUCAUCUGGGGAAAGCGAAUGUUGUAGCUGAUACUCUUAGUCGACGUGCUAUGGGAAGUUUAUCCCUCGUGGACGUGGAUAAGAGAGUUAUGACAAAGGAAGUUCACCGUUUGGCCAAUCUUGGAGUUCGACUUUUGAACUCCGAGGAUGGUAGUGUGGUUGUUCAGAAUAGGGCUCUUUCCUCUUUAGUCAUGGAAGUCAAGGAGAAACAGUUUAAUGAUCCCUACUUGUUGUAGCUGAAAGAGGGGAUUCACAAGCAUAAGACGACGGCUUUCGAACAAGGGGGAGAUGAUGGUACCUUGAGGUACCGAGGUAGAUUGUGUGUUCCAAAUGUAGAUGGGCUCAGAGAGCGAAUCAUGUCAGAAGCUCACAAUUCCAGGUAUUCCAUUCACCCAAGUUCCACUAAGAUGUAUCAUGAUCUUAAGGAGAUUUACUGGUGGAACGAUAUGAAGAAGAAUGUGGCAGAUUUUGUAGCUAAGUGCCCGAAUUGUCAGCAAGUGAAAGCCGAACACCAGAGGCCUGGUGGCUUGGCUCAGAAUAUUGAUAUUCCUGUCUGGAAAUGGGAAAUGAUCAAUAUGGAUUUUGUAUCAGGUCUACCUCGCUCAGCCAGGAGACAUGACUCUAUUUGGGUGAUUGUUGACAGGCUUACUAAGUCGGCGCACUUUUUGCCAGUCAAGACCACAGAUUCAGCAGAAGAUUAUGCCAAGCUGUAUGUUAAUGAGAUUGUCAGAUUGCAGGGGACACUAGUGUCCAUUAUUUCAGAUCGUGGUGCUUAGUUUACAGCGAACUUCUGGAAAUCCUUUAAAAAAGGAUUGGGUACCAAGGUGAACCUUAGCACAGCUUUUCAUCCGCAGACAGAUGGCCAAGCAGAGCAUACUAUUCAGACUCUAGAGGACAUGUUGAGAGCAUGCGUCUUGGACUUCAAAGGUAAUUGGGAUGAUCACUUGCCUCUUAUCGAGUUUUCCUAUAAUUACAGUUACCAUGCUAGCAUUUGAAUGGCACCGUUUGAAGUUCUGUAUGGGCGAAGGUGUAGAUCACCAAUUGGUUGGUUCGAAGUUGGUGAAGCAGAGUUGUUAGGACCAGAUUUGGUUUAUCAGGCUAUGGAGAAAGUCAAGUUAAUACAGGAGCGUUUGAAAACGGCUCAGAGUCGCCAGAAGUCUUAUACAGAUGUGAGACGAAGGGAUUUAGAAUUUUCAGUUGAUGAUUGGGUGUUCCUUAAAGUCUCACCUAUGAAGGGUGUCAUGAGAUUUGGCAAGAAAGGGAAACUCAGUCCCAGAUAUAUUGGACCUUACAGAAUUCUACGAAAGGUUGGUCUAGUAGCUUAUGAACUGGAGUUGCCAUAAGAUUUGGCUGCUGUACAUCCCGUGUUUCAUGUGUCCAUGUUGAGGAAGUGUGUAGGAGACCCGUUGUUGACACCCAAUUUUGUCCCGCAUCUCCUCCGAAAUACCUAUUUAUACUUCUGGUAUUUCGAGAAAUUAAAAAUAUGCAUUUUAAGUUUUACUAUAAUUAUUAGUCUUUUAUUAACACCCACAUUUUAUUUAUUCUUCUGCAGUUUAUUAUUAUCAUUAUUAUUAUUAUUGUUAUUAUUAUUAUUAUUAUUAUUCUUAAAUUAUCAUUUUUUGUCGUUAAUUAUUAUUUCUUGUUAUUUCCAUUAUCAUUAUCAUUAUCAUUAUUAUUAUUAUUAUUGUUAUUUAGCAGUAUUACUACCGCUAUUUAUUUGCUACUAUUAUUUAGUAUUAUUGAAACUUGCAUUUCUCGACGUUCUACCAACUUCCGCAUACACAUCGCAUUUAUUUCGCACAUUUAAAUGAUAGCGUUUUUAUUGCGCGGUCAUUGCAACAUGAUAUAACUUUAUUAUCCGGGUCUUUUACAAUUACACAUUUUUCGUACCAGGUGAUAUUCUGGCACCCUUAGUACAUCGUUAAUCAAAAUGUGUCUCUUAUUCAAAUUUAGAAGCCAAACUAUUUCUUGCACUCAGUCCGUAUUUUGACUUACCGGACCCCAAAUCAAAGUUCGAUUAAUUCCUAAUACUUUUGGACUACACCAUAUUUUUAUCUCAAUUUUUUAGAUCAGUCCAUGUUUAAUUUACUAGUCCAUUCUUUUAAACACCCAGUCUAAAAUUUGACCCGGUUCACAAAUGGACCGGGUCCAAUUCAUUUUCAGCAAAAUAAGGGAAACCCUUUUAGGGUUUCCCCUUCAUUUUCCCCUCAUUCCUCCUCCGCCGCUCACCCUUUCCUCUUCUUCUUUCUGUCUCCUCAUCUCUCUUUCUUCCUUUUCCCCCUUUCCUCCACCUCAUCUCCCUCGUCUCACUCACCACUACUGCCGCUCCUCUUCCCAUUUCCCCACACACGCUCCCCUCCACUCACCCGACAUCACUCCUCUCUUUCCUCUUCCUCUCUCUCUCCUCACUCUAUAAAGGAAAGGAUUACUCAGUGUUGAAGGGGACCGAAAAAAAAAGUAUCUUCCACACAUGAUUUUUACUUUUCCCGGUGAACUAUAGCCGGGGAUUACUCAACGUUUUUUCAGAGAAAUUUUUGGGAAAUCAGUAGCUUACAUUAAAUUUUCAUACCAUUUGACAAAUCCUUAUCUGUUCUUAAACAUUUUCUCACACGAGAAAACUUUCGGGUCCUAGUAUCGUUCUGUUUUCGAGGGUAGAUCGAAGAUCGAAGCCCCACUUCGCUGCACUCGAAAAAGGUGAAUAACUCCCUUUCAGUUGUUUUAGUUUCAGUCUAGUAAUUUGACGAGUGUUUGUGUGUCCAUACAUGUUCGUUGUCGCAGUUGGUUUAUUUUCAGUUCAGUAGCAUGGUAGUCUUAUGUGUGUUCUUAUUUAGUUAGUUUAGUUUUGGUUUAGUAGUUAGGAUAUUUAGAGGUACAUGUUUUAUUCGGGUUUAAUUUCCAGUUUAGUAGCUUAAUAGAUUGGUGUUCUUUCUUUAUUUGUUUAAAGAAUAUUUAUGACUUGUAGAAAUAUGUUUUGUAUGUAACAUGUUGUCAGCAUUUUAUAAGGAAACUGCUUCACCAAUAAUGUAUAAUAUACGCUAUUUUGCUGAACACGUUGGAGUGUAAUAAAAGAGACCAUGUCCUUUAGGAUUCUCAAACGAUGCGUUAUUUGAACAAAAGUAAUUUUCCCCCUCCUCCCUUGCUGUUCAGCCCUAUUUGGAUGUAGUGUUUUGCAUUUCCUGCAUGUUUCCAGUUUUGUACUAUCUGGGCAGUUUCAAUUAUUUUUAGUUUUGUUUGCUACUUGUUUAAAGCUCAACAUGGUUUGGUUGACUUGAUUUGAUUUUAUGAGCAUCUUAGUAUUACGCAGUUUUGGUAUGCGAAUUGAGAAAUACGAAUCAUGUACGACUUUUAGUAUUCUCUUCCAUCUGUCCAUUAGAGUCUAGUUAUCAGUUUGGGGCUAACUAUUUCAUUAUAAGUGAAUCAGGUUACUAGUUUAGUAAUUUUCCUCUUCUUUCCAUUUUUUUCAAUUCUACAUUUCUAUACUUGCUUUAGCAUGUUUAACAUUGGGAUUCCUGUUUGUUUGGAUUCAAUUGUAGUUAGCAAAGCUGUUGUCAUGGUUGUUUAUGCAAUUACUAGUGUUGCUUAAUUAUUUGACCUUAGAAACCUUGAUCUGCACUUUGGAAUAACAGAGGUCAUGGAUCAGUAGGACCAAAGUUAAGUAGGUCCGAAGUUAACUGAUUGCCUGUUUGAUUGAUCAUUGAGAAAAGAAAAAAAAUAUGCUUUGUUGAGUUAUAAUGUAUCCUUGUUUCUCUUUAAGGAUGUGGGAAACCAUGUUGGUAGAGCUCACUGUAUGGUUAACUUUAGCACUGUCCCCUCCCAUCUUAAAUUCAACUUGUGUUUCAAAUUCAUUCCAGGCAAUGGAUAGGUUCGAUCAUUAGUUUAGUAAUUUUCCUUUUGGUUUAACGUUCUAUGGAGUUCUUCCCAUUUUCAAGUUUAUGUGGCUUAGAUUUGGUUUCAGUCCAGUCUGAAAUAAGAAAUGUUAGUCUCUCUAAUUCGUUAAAUGCUUAAACUAGGAGUAGAGAACUGCAUUUCCUAGCGUGUUGGUGCAGAAUCAGUUCAAAAAUAGAAGGCAAUUGUUAACUUGUACUCAGAUUUCAAAAUAAUAGCUUUGGUCUUCUCUAGAUUUCCCCCUUUUUCAAGUCAAUAACCCCUUUUGUAGAUCUGCUUUUAGUUUCUAAAAUUAGUUCUUUCUCAUGCAUGUUAAAUGUUUUAAAACUAAAAGCUAUUUUAGAAUGGUUACUAAAAAGUGUUAUUUCUGUUCUCAAAAGAAAUGGCUAUGUUGAACCAGAGAUGUUCAGUUUUGACCUUAACGAGAUUUUACUUCAAAUCUCACUCCCAACCCCCCCUUUUUUUUUUUUUGAAAUCUGAGCUUUGAAUCUUUCACGUAUUUGUCUUCAAACUCAAUAAAGUAUUUUCAAAUAGUUUCCGUUCUAUCUAACAUUGUUUCUUCACAUUUCAUGGGUAGUUCAUGAUUUUCCCAUAAUGAAUUUGCUACAAGAAACUUAUUAUCGUUGAUUGCUACAUGGAUUGAGUGGUAUACAUGUAUGAAGUAUUGUUGAUUGUAGUCCAGCCUAUUUACUUAAUUGUAUGGUACAAAAUAUGCGAGAUAUGUCAUUUUGUUUGAGUUGAUUACCUCUCACGAUUUAAGGAUCUUUCAAUAGCUACAACAUUGAUUUAUGGUAUGGCUUAAGCCAUCGUUACUAAUCCUUUUCUUUUCUUUUUCUAUUGCAUGACACACCGGAGUCGAAGAGUCUUACUUUAAGACUCGGCGUCACCCCGCAAAGGCUGGAACGUGUAUUUACUCAUUCAUUCAGCUCUCGUUCUCUCAUCUCCAUCCAAACAGAAAAUAAAGAGGGGUUAGCCAAACGGCGGAUCACUGAAAACUUUACUCUCUUAUGGUAGCCAAAUGUGGCUUUAGUCAUCUUAUUUUCAAUUUUUUUUAUGCUUGUUAUGUGUUUGGUGUGACUGAUAUUUUAUCUAGCUGUGUGAUUGUGAUAAAUAUUUAAGUGCUUAUUAUUAACCGAGCCUAUUUUAUAUUAGGAUAUCUUAAUUAACAAAUGUAGUUCUUAAACUAAAUAAGUUUAAUUGUUCCUCAUAAGUUUGGCAUUUUAGAAAGAAAGAUACACUUCUAAAGCAUCAUAAAAUUUUACACACUACCGUUAGUUUGUUUCGAGAAAUAAUAAUAAAAAAAAAACGAACUGGUUUUCAUAGGUAACUGUUUCACUUUAGUUCCUUUCCCACACUUGAAAUACAUAUUUGUUUGAAACAACCUUUGUACAAUAUACAUACAUUAAACUAAUAGAACCUUUAAAAUUUAUUUAACAAUAAUGUUACAAAUACUCUUUUUAAUUUGUGAGUCGGCACAAUUCACUUUUCUUCAAAUACAUAUAAACAUUACAUGUUCUGCUUCUUUUAGUUUAUUUUUUUAACUAAACUCUUUUAUACAACUAUUAUUUUCUACAAGUUUUACUUUAAAUAAUUUUAGCAAUACUUACAAGGUAUUUUCUUAAAUAUUUACAUCUACAUUUUAGCCUUAAUUAAAUAACAUAAGUCCGGUCGGUUAAUCAUUGUUAAUGGGUCUUAAAGGAUGCCUAAUACCUUCCCUUUAGACUAAUUGAACCCUUACCUAGAAUCAUUUGGUUUCGCAGACUUUUAAAACAGAGUUAACUUUAAAAUAAUUUUAAUAACCUUUAGGUGUCCUAAUUCACCAUAAAUAAUUAGGUGGCGACUCCUUAAUAAAACAACAAAAAACAGGAAUCACCAAUAUGUCGUACCUCUAAUUUAACCUCCGGGGUUAAAAAUGGGGUGUGACAGCUUGGCGACUCUGCUGGGGAAUCACUUAGGUUCUAACCAUAACGGACUUAGUUUAAAUAGGCUUUGUGUGCUUAUUUGAAAUUACUUUUUCAUUUGUUAACUGUUUUUACAUGGUAUUAAUUGUUUGCUUGAUAUAAACUGUUUGUUUGAUAUAAACUGUUUAUGUGUUACUGCUUUGAUAAAACUGUCAUUCCGUUCAUAUUUCCUCCACUUCUGGAAAACUCACACAUAUUCACACACUUAAAACGGUUUCGCGGUUCGCGCCCGUUCACUAUCAAAUUACCUUUUAGUUGGAUCGAUCUUGUGGAUUUAGUCGAUCGGCGGUGCAGUCGACGGCCACAGACUUUCCACUCCCAAGUUGUCCGCUUGGGGGAACCUUGUGUCAUAGGAAAACAACUCUUAGUCAGCCUAAGAUAGAGCUAAACCAACACCCUUUAUUAAGAACAUACAUUUCAUAUCCUAGGAGAUUUAAUACCCUUGGUGUAUUAAAUCCAUUAGAUGACUUUACCCAAACGUCCAAGCGGGUUCACGACCCCGAGUGACACCAAUCAUACUCUAUGUGCAUGUUUGAAGGAUAAUCGUGCCUAAAUAUUGACUAUUUGCUCUAAUUAAUUAAACUUUAGGAAGGAGGGGAUGACUAACGUUUCUAUGACAGGUAUGGAUUUGCAUUGGAGUACAGCAAAUGACGAAGAUCAAGGACAUAAAAAACGGAGCUAGAAGUUAGACAUAGGAAAUUGUAUUUACUUUACUUAGAUUAGGAAACACUUCAUGUUGUAUUCAUUUGAUAUGUAAUAAAUGUUACACAAUUUUUUGUACUUUAUUUUGGGGAAAUAGAAUCUGUUUAAUUAAUCAAA